UAGAUUUGAUUAAUUCAAAUAUUCAACAAAUAUGUUGUCCAAAGUAGGAGCGUUGAUUUUAUUUCUUAUGAUCUUCAUCAGUUUUUGCCAAGAGAGCAUAAGUGUAAAAUUAUUCUGUGGAUCUGGACUAAAUUUAACCAAAUAUGACAAUGAAACACAGGAAUGCAACGACGGACAUGUGAUUGACAGGAGAAAUUUUAGGCCACUAUUGGUACCGCCGACAACAAACUUUAACUCAACUUCAAUAAUUUUACAAGAGAGCGUAAGUGUAAACUUUUUCUGUGGAAUAAAUUUAACCACAUAUGACAACGAAACACAGGAAUGCAACGAGGGAAAGGUGGUGGACAGAAAUGUUAGGCCACUAGUGGUACCGCCGACAACAAACCUUAACUUCACUUCAAUAAUUUUACAAGAUGACCGAUCAAAUAAGUCGUCAACAGAUAACACUUCUCUCAGCAACGUUACAUUCACUUGUAAUGGAAGAACAUUUAGUACUUAUACUAAUAAGAAAGGCACUGUCGGAUGCUGUGGAAUUGACGUAUACCAGCCAAAUGAACAAACUUGCUGUCAGUUGACAAGUAAUGAAUACAAAAUCCAUGACAAUAAACCGGAAAGAAACCAUGUCUGUUGUGGCGUACAUGUGUUUGCAAGAAGCUCAACCAAUUUACCUUGUCAGCAUGGUUCACUCAACGAGGCGUUCAUCAGUGGUAAAUUGCCAACGCUUAGUACAAUAAUCGAAAUAUGCUGGAAAAACUUUGUGUUUUAUGUGAAGAUAACAGGGGAGGAAGAAACAAAAGACAGGCGUAAUCUUUUUAUCAGCGUCACACAGUAUGAAUGGCACGGAAUCGGAAGCUAUUUGAGACCUGUUCAAACGAGAUGGAACAUCAAAGCUCCGUUGGACAAAUACAGUCAAAAAUUGUUGAAAAGAGAGACCUUUGUUAUAUUUUCAAAUUACGAGUACCUAGAUGAUGUAGUUUUCUAUCGUCACGAUGGAGAUGCUGUGUUUAAAGCGUCAAGAAGAAAAUACUUUGUGUUAAGGAAAUUAAGACAACUAUUGGAUACUUGCUAAACUCUUAAAAGUUUUGCUUGAUUGUUGUAAACCGUGGAUGAUUGACCCCACUGUAUAUCGACAACUGCCACAGUACAAAAGGCUUUAUAGUAAAGCUUUCUACGUACUAAGCAAUGUCUCAAUACAUGAAUGGAAGGAAUACUCCUGGAUUUUUUCAAACGCAUUUCACAUUCAUAUUGUAUUUUUAUCAUAGAUUUCAUAUGUUCAUAACGUACGUUUUAUUUGUUUUAUAUUAAAUUAAUGCACAGUACUAUAUCUGCUUUUCAAAAUUAUAAGAUGCAUUAUUUUCCUGAAUGAAUAGAUAAAUAGAUAGAUAGAUAAACUAGAUAGA
This is a messenger RNA of Ruditapes philippinarum (Manila clam), 1400 nucleotides long. RefSeq lists its product as uncharacterized. NCBI's taxonomy places the organism in Eukaryota, Metazoa, Mollusca, Bivalvia, Venerida, Veneridae. The record is from RefSeq and is a predicted model, not a curated record. The transcript has 5 exons. The coding region runs from base 32 to 1069 and encodes 345 amino acids.